AUGGUCAUCAAAGAACUGGACGAGCUUCGGGUUCCAGCUUUCUAUGUCAUCAACGGUGGUUCCCAUGCUGGCAACAAGCUGGCCAUGCAGGAGUUCAUGAUCCUUCCCGUUGGUGCAGCGAACUUCAAGGAGGCCAUGCGCAUCGGAGCAGAGGUUUAUCACAACCUGAAGAAUGUCAUCAAGGAGAAAUAUGGAAAAGAUGCCACCAAUGUGGGCGAUGAAGGUGGAUUUGCUUCUAAUAUCCUGGAGAACAAAGAAGCUCUGGAACUGCUGAAGAAUGCCAUCGGGAAGGCGUACACCGAUAAGGUGGUCAUCGGCAUGGACGCAGCUGCUUCCGAGUUCUUCAGGUCUGGGAAGUAUGACCUGGACUUCAAGUCCCCUGAUGACCCCAGCAGGUACAUCACGCCUGACCAGCUGGCUGACCUCUACAAGUCCUUCAUCAGGGACUACCCAGUGGUAUCUAUCGAAGACCCCUUCAACCAGGAUGACUGGGAAGCUUGGCAGAAGUUCACUGCCAGCGCUGGAAUCCAAGUGGUGGGGGACGAUCUCACCGUGACCAACCCGAAGCGGAUUUCCAAGGCUGUGGGCAAGAAAUCGUGCAACUGCCUCCUGCUUAAAGUGAACCAGAUUGGCUCUGUGACCGAGUCUCUUCAGGUGUGCAAGCUGGCCCAGUCCAAUGGGUGGGGCGUCAUGGUGUCGCAUUGCUCCGGGGAGACCGAAGAUACCUUCAUCGCUGACCUGGUGGUGGGACUCUGCACUGGGCAGAUCAAGACGGGUGCACCAUGCAGAUCCGAGGGCUUGGCCAACUACAACCAGAUCCUCAGAAUUGAAGAGGAACUGGGUAGCAAGGCCAAGUUCGCCGGCAGAAGCUUCAGAAACCCCCUUGCCAAGUAAGGUCCAGGUGGCGCACCCUGUGGUCCUGAGUCGGCUCGUUAGACCUCUGCUCCCCCGGGCAGCUCGAGGCCCCCAGCCCAAAGUGGCAGGGCCCUGUGCUAGUUAGCUGCCCUCUCCUUUCCCCGUGAUGUUCUCAAAGCUUCCUUAGAGUUGCUACAGAAGCCAGACUUGACCAUCUGGAACCCUGCUGGGA
Messenger RNA from Nyctereutes procyonoides (raccoon dog), 1087 nucleotides. RefSeq names its product alpha-enolase-like. The record is from RefSeq and is a predicted model, not a curated record. Gene Ontology annotation, biological process: glycolytic process. Gene Ontology annotation, molecular function: phosphopyruvate hydratase activity; magnesium ion binding. Gene Ontology annotation, cellular component: phosphopyruvate hydratase complex. Lineage: Eukaryota; Metazoa; Chordata; Mammalia; Carnivora; Canidae.